AUGGUCACACUUCAAGUUUCCCUGGUCCUGGCUGUAGCUGCCAGCGCCAUUGCCGGCUAUGCACCGUACAGAGACGUCCGGGUGAGUUACGGAUACGGUUCAGCGUACGGAGCGUACCCGCUGCCGUCUGCUCCAGCCGUCGUUUCUGCUCCUUCUGCCCACGUCGCGUCGGCCUACCACGCCGGCCACACAGUGCUUCCAGCCUACAGGGCGGCAUCCAUAGUCGCUUCGUCUCCCUUGGCAGUUGCCAGCUACCGCACAGGAGCUGCAGUUCCCGCAGUGACUAGUUUUCAAGCUUACCACGCUGCUCCCGUAGUGAAAGCUGCCGUAGCCGCUGUGCCUUCUUACGCUGCUACGUACCGCGCUGCACCAGCCAUCACCCGCUAUUACCAGGCAGCACCCGCCACAGUCGUGGCGCACGCACCAUCCGUGACCGGGGUCUACCACUCCGCCCCACUCGUUGCCGCCGCUCCAGCGCUGGCCUCUGUCUCUAGAGUCACCAAGCUGCACGCUUACCACGCUGCCCCAGCAUUCGCCGCUGUCGCGGCCACUCCAGCUUUCUCCACCUACCGCUCGGCACCAGUCAUCACCCGCCAGUACCACACCGGUCACCUGUACGCAUCAGCCGUCCCAGUGGUCUCAGGUGUCACUAACCUGGGUGCGACUUAUAGGGUAGCACCUGCGGUGUCCAGGGUUUACCACAGCACUCCAGUCCUCUCUGCUGCCACCCCAGCUGUAGCUACCGCUGUUCACACCGUUCCAGCCGUCGCCGGGGUCACUAAGUUGACAGGCGUCACCUACCAGACUGCUCCUGCUGUGGCCGCAUACCACACCUCACCAGCCGUUACCAGAGUAUACCAUAGUGCCCCUGUCCUUGCCACCGGCCCGGCGGUUGCCACUGCUGUCCAUAGUUUGCCAGAAGUUACCAAGCUGACCGGAUAUAGGUCCGCGCCAUUCGUCACCGGUGUCUAUGGAGCCGCUGUUCACGCUGCCCCUGCUGUAGCCACCGUGCACCAUACGGCCACUGGUGUUACCCGAGUGACCAAAGCCGACCCGUUCCACGUGAGCGAGGAGCACACCGUCCACACGAGACCCGUGGUCUCCACUGUGGCGCACUCUCCAAUCUCCACUGUGGCGCAUGUUCCAGCUGAUGGGUACAGAGUCGGAGCCCUGGGGUACACGCAGGGUCUUCCCGUUUACGGCGCUAACUACGGAUAUGGGCUCGACGCCUUUGGUUACACUGCCAAGAUUCACAAGAAGUUUGCCUGGUUUCUCGUACGCGACUGUGGCUGA
Molecule: messenger RNA, 1293 nt
Organism: Dermacentor albipictus
Lineage: Eukaryota; Metazoa; Arthropoda; Arachnida; Ixodida; Ixodidae
Source: RefSeq, a predicted model, not a curated record